This is a messenger RNA of Darwinula stevensoni, 2881 nucleotides long. The record is from the annotation of a GenBank genome assembly. NCBI's taxonomy places the organism in Eukaryota, Metazoa, Arthropoda, Ostracoda, Podocopida, Darwinulidae.
CUCGUAGUCAUGAUCUGCGCGUGCGCCCUCAGUUCAUUCUUAAAGAGAUCGAUGAAGGGAGGGCGGCUACAGUAGGCAGCGAGAGUAUGCGCCAGACGCAGCCCAAGUGCUUGUCUUUCGUGUAGCUCGGCGACGGUAAAGCGGUGUUAUUCAUAGGAUACUAUCGCUUGCAGGCCUCUGUCUGUGCCAGUCACGUUUUUCACGUCGUGUUCCGCAACUUUUACUCCCAUCAUGUGUGGUAUCUUCGCGUACAUAAAUUACCUGACCCCCCGGACGAGGAAGGAGAUUCUCGAUGUGCUCAUCAAGGGACUUCAGAGAUUGGAAUACCGAGGAUAUGACUCCGCUGGAGUGGCUGUUGAUGGGGACGGGGAUGAUACGAUCGUGGUGAGGAAGAGCGGAAAGGUCCAGGCCCUCCUCGAUCAAAUCGAAACGAUGUGUCAGGAGAGUUGGAAGACUGAGGAGGGUGCUUACGAAAGCCACGUCGGGAUCGCUCACACCCGCUGGGCCACCCAUGGCGUCCCUUCUGAAACCAAUGCACACCCUCAAAGGAGCGAUCCACAUCAUGGUUUCCUUGUCGUCCACAAUGGGAUCAUCACGAACUACAAGGGAAUCAAAUUGUUCCUCACGACGAAGGGAUAUCAGUUCGAGAGUGACACGGACACAGAGAUCAUCGCCAAGCUCAUCCAUCAUCUCCAUAAGAAACAUCCCGAUUACUCAUUCCGGGAACUUGUAGAAACCUGCAUCCAACAGCUCGAGGGCGCUUUUGCAGUGUGCUUGAAGAGCAAGCACUUUCCUGGGGAAUGCGUGGCAUCGAGACGAGGGAGUCCUCUCCUGGUGGGCAUCAAGACGAAGACGAACCGACUCGCUACCGAUUACAUUCCAGUCUGCUAUCCCAUAGAUCACCGAGGAACAGAAUUCCCGUUGUUCACACGGAACACAUCGAUGGCAGAGUUCCAUCCGCUCGCAGAUGAACACGAGGUGGAAUACUUCUUUGCUUCUGAUGCGUCUGCAGUCAUUGAGCACACCAAUCGUGUUAUCUUCCUUGAGGACGAUGAUGUGGCAGCCGUAAAGGAUGGGACACUCAGCAUCCAUCGUCUUACCCGCUCCCUUGACGAUUCCCAUGCUCGAGAGAUCACUACGCUCAAGAUGGAGAUCCAAGAGAUCAUGAAAGGAAACUUCAGUUCCUUCAUGCAGAAAGAGAUCUUUGAACAGCCAGAGUCGGUGAUCAACACAAUGAGAGGGAGGGUGAAUUUUGAAAACCAAACCGUUGUCCUCGGUGGCAUCAAGGAAUACCUCCCAGAGAUCCGUCGAUGCCGUCGUUUGCUUCUGAUUGCAUGUGGGACAAGUUACCAUUCAGCCAUAGCAACACGGCAGCUGAUUGAGGAACUAACAGAGCUUCCUGUCAUGGUGGAAUUGGCUUCUGACUUUCUCGAUCGCCUCACUCCUAUCUUUCGUGAUGAUGUCUGCUUCUUCAUCUCCCAGUCUGGAGAGACAGCGGAUUCCUUAAUGGCUUUGCGUUAUUGUAAGCAGCAUGGUGCCCUCAUUGUUGGCAUCACAAACACUGUCGGGUCAUCCAUCUGUCGCGAGUCUCACUGUGGUGUCCACAUCAAUGCAGGUCCAGAGAUCGGAGUUGCAUCAACGAAGGCAUACACGUCUCAGUUUGUCUCUCUGGUGAUGUUUGCCCUUGUCAUGUCUGAAGAUCGCAUCUCCCUCACACCUAGGAGGAAAGAGAUCAUAGAGGGAUUGCGUCUUUUGCCAGAGCAGAUCAAGCAGGUUCUGGCCCUGGACUCUGAGGUGGAAGAUAUUGCCAAAUUCCUGUACCAGCAGAAAUCUCUCUUGAUCAUGGGACGUGGCUACAACUUUGCAACGUGCCUCGAGGGUGCCCUUAAAGUGAAAGAGAUCACAUAUAUGCACAGUGAGGGAGUUUUGGCAGGGGAGUUGAAGCAUGGACCCCUUGCUCUAGUGGACCAGCACAUGCCUGUCGUCAUGUUUGUCACCCGAGAUCCCACCUACAAUAAAUGCAUGAACGCACUGCAGCAGGUGGUCGCUCGUGAGGGUCGCCCGAUCCUCAUCUGCAACAAGGGAGACACGGAGACGCAACAGUUUGCCUUCCGAUCCCUAGAGGUCCCGCACUCUGUCGACUGCCUUCAGGGGAUCUUGACAGUGAUUCCGAUGCAGCUCUUGAGUUACCACAUUGCCGUGCUUCGUGGUUGUAAUGUGGACUGCCCACGGAAUCUUGCCAAGUCUGUCACCGUGGAAUGAGAAUCGACUCAAAUUGUGUGAUAUUGAAGUCUUUGCUCCAUGCCAUUCCAUCCCUGGGGAUCACUCCUGAGUCUUUUCAUUUAUUUCGUUGAUUAUUCUGUAGAGUUUUGCUUGGUGUUCUGCUGCUCUGGCUGGGAUAUGCAAUUUAUUUCUCAUCUACCAUUCACAUUGUAUCCCUACUGUAUAUAUGCUUUUAUUUUCUCUAUGAUGCCAAGGAGCUACCAUUCUAAAAAUUCCAGCUGUCUCAGACUGUCUCCUAAUUUUUACUGAUUGGACUUUCAUGGAUGUAAUUGGGAAUAAGUGGCUCUGUUAUGUUUUUAACUGAAGCAUGAAAGUAUGGACAAAAAUUACAUGAUACCACUUAUAAAUUGAAGAGUGGCCAGAUUCAACAAGAAUCCAUGACCAUCAUCAGUCAGUACCAGUUAGGAAUUUGAGGAUGUUCAUUUGAAAAGUAGAAUCUAUUGGAAAUGAUGGGAUUUUCAUCUAUAAACAGUUUGGAAUUCCUUGUGGAACUUUUAGAAUGGUAGGGCCAAAUCCUUGUUGAUUCUCUCCUGACCAUGAAUCGCUGAGCGAGAUGACCCUGUGAAGGAAUUAAACCAUAUUUUUAUGAGUACACACA